GGCAAAAGAGAAAGAGUGCAGAUAGCCAGCAGCAAUAGCAAGAGGUAUUAUCAGACUCUUUUAAGGAAUUUGCAGACCUUCCUCAGCUCGUCUAAUCCUUUUUCUCGUGAUCUCUCUCUCUCUCUCUCUCUCUCUCUCUCCUCAUAUCAUCCCCCUCCAGAUUCUUCUUCCUCCUCUCUUGUUCUAUCUUCUCUUUCCAUUCUCUUCUUUUUAAGGCUGUGCUUAUAUUGCUAGCUGCCACAGACCUAGAGAGACACUUCCAACUGGUUUCACAGUUCAAAGUUGUGAGGUUAAAUCUAAGAAAAGAACCAGUAUUUACCUUCCUUUCUUGAAUACAACCCAAGAGCCAGACAGAUUAGAACAAAGUCUAGGACUUUUUCUCAUAAGAAGUUUAAGGGAAGACUCGGGUAGUAAAAAAGAUUGGUCUAUCUGGGUUUGUUUCGAGUAUUCUGAAAGAAAAGAUGAGUACCAGUAGUAGCUGUGGAAGAAAUGGUGCUGUUCGGCCUUAUAUAAGAUCCAAGGUGCCUCGUCUGAGGUGGACUCCGGAGCUUCAUCACUGCUUUGUUCAAGCCAUUGAGAGGCUUGGAGGCCAUAAGAAGGCUACACCAAAACUUGUUCUUCAAAUCAUGGAUGUCAAAGGGCUCACCAUUUCUCAUGUCAAAAGCCAUCUCCAGAUGUUUAGAAGCAUGAGGGGUGACCUUACUAGAGCACCAGAUGGGAGUUUCUCACAUCAAAGAAAGCAAAGUUUUGAAGAGCAUAGUGAUGGGUGUCUUGAUCAUGAAGUACAUGUUAUGGGUUUUCUCUCGGCUCCGAAUCCCAUUCCGGAAUCUGAUCCUCAAGUGAUGUACAGUGUUCCCCGCCGGUCAAAACCCAUCGGAGAAUCAGAUCCUCAGGCCAUCUUCUCUGAUCCCAGCCGCUCAAAAAGAGCUAGAAUCGAGAAUACGAGCUGUUCAAUCCCAGAGAGGCAGCAGCAGCAAUGGAGCCAAACAACACAUGAAACGGCACCGUACCCUUUUGAUGAUUAUGGCCUGGUGCUCGCAAAUGGAGUGUCUCUGCCACAGCAGCAACGUUAUCUCUACAACUUCAAUCCUUUCCUCAAAUCUGUGUUGCAAGAAUCUGAUUUCUUCAAGAUUGAUGAAGCGAAGAUGCAUAAGAUGGUGAACACAGGAAGAGCACAUACAGAAGGUGGUGACUGUCAGUUAUCGUUGUGUCUUUCAUUACAUCAUCCCUCUUCUAACACGAGCAUUGCUUCUUCAAGUGAAGAGAUGGGUGGUGCAAUCUCAGCAUUCAACUUUAAAGAUUGUUCCACCUUUUCUUCGGCAAAUCGCGGUGUUGAUUUGAAUCUUUCUAUUGCCCUAUGUGGUAACUGAUGUCAGCCAUAAAAAAACAAGCAUUAGUCAUUGGGGUUUAGGAUUUUCAGUUAGUUUUGUGCUAGUUCCUUGGCUGGAGUUGUUUUAGCUAUUAGUUACUCAAAUCUCACUUCUCAUUCUAAAGAGGU
Argentina anserina (silverweed cinquefoil) is the source of this 1498-nucleotide messenger RNA. RefSeq names its product myb family transcription factor MOF1. NCBI's taxonomy places the organism in Eukaryota, Viridiplantae, Streptophyta, Magnoliopsida, Rosales, Rosaceae. The record is from RefSeq and is a predicted model, not a curated record. The transcript has 6 exons. Gene Ontology annotation, molecular function: DNA binding; DNA-binding transcription factor activity. Bases 462 to 1370 code for a protein of 302 amino acids.